GACACUUGUUUCGUUUUGAUUGGCUUUGCUCUCGGUUGUCGUACUGGUCUGGGGUUCACCCGGUUUGCAGAAAGUUCAAUUCUUCCAGUUGUCCACGAAACGUCCGAGGACCGAAAUCACGAUGAGAAUGAACAGUCUGCGCUUUAUUUUCGCCACUGCAUCUCUUUUUCUGUUUUUCUCACCGCGGCCGACACUCUCGACGUCGGACGCAGCGAAAAAAGGGCCCAAAGUUACAGACAAGGUUUGGUUCGAUAUAAAAAUAGGAGAUGAGUCUGUUGGAAGAAUUGAAAUCGGUCUAUUUGGUAAAACAGUUCCUAAGACUGUGAGAAACUUUAUGGAAUUAGCAACUAAACCAGAAGGAGAAGGAUACAAAGGUAGCAAAUUCCAUAGGGUUAUUAAGGAUUUCAUGAUCCAGGGAGGAGAUUUCACCAAAGGAGAUGGAACCGGAGGACGCAGCAUUUACGGAGAAAGAUUCGCCGAUGAAAACUUCAAGCUUAAGCAUUAUGGCGCUGGCUGGCUUUCAAUGGCCAACGCAGGAAAGGACACCAACGGCUCACAAUUUUUCAUCACAACAAAACAAACUCCUUGGUUAGACGGAAAGCAUGUAGUGUUCGGAAAAGUUAUCAGUGGCAUGGAUGUUGUAAGAAAGAUCGAGGCACAAAAAACUGAUGGCCGAGAUUCGCCACUUAAACGUGUCGUCAUUGAUGAUUGUGGGUCUGAGACUCUCGAGGUGCCAUUCUCGGUUUCUAAAGAAGAUGCCACUGAUCAUUCUGAACUAUAAAGAACUAUAAUUUUUUUCAGACUUUUAUAAUAAAAUGAAACAUUUUUGUUAACAUUGUUCUUCUUUUAUUACUUUAAUCUUAUUCCAUUCCAAAAACUAAAUAAAUAUCUGAAGAACAUGGGAAACAAAGUGGAGACUAUCGAAUGUUAAUUAAAAUUAAAAUUUGUUGUCGAAUCAGUCAAAAACAUUUUUCAAUUUUUAAUCACACAUAAAAAUUAAGUAAGAAUAGAAUGGCGGUGAUUUCUAGAUUGUAAUAAAUAUAAGGUUUUGUUUUGUUUUUACUUUAAAGUUUUGAGUUUAUAGACUGAUGUGAUUGGAUGUAAACACAGACAAAAAUGUGACUUAAAAAAUAAACAAAAAACGUGUUUUUGUAGAAAAUAACAGUAUUUGUGUAUUCUAGAAUUUUUGAGUAUGAAUAAAAAAACUUUUAAAAAAUGUGCCAAUUCC
This is a messenger RNA of Cimex lectularius (bed bug), 1228 nucleotides long. Its product is annotated as peptidyl-prolyl cis-trans isomerase B-like. Gene Ontology annotation, cellular component: intracellular membrane-bounded organelle. Lineage: Eukaryota; Metazoa; Arthropoda; Insecta; Hemiptera; Cimicidae. Gene Ontology annotation, molecular function: peptidyl-prolyl cis-trans isomerase activity. The record is from RefSeq and is a predicted model, not a curated record. The transcript is spliced from 4 exons. Gene Ontology annotation, biological process: protein peptidyl-prolyl isomerization; protein folding. Bases 122 to 781 code for a protein of 219 amino acids.